AUGGGCCUGAAAGAUGACAGCACCCCCUGGCUUGGCAUCAGCAAGGGCAAGCGCACCACCUAUGGAGGAGUGUCUGGUAGGUAACACAAACACACAUAAACACUUUGUCUUGUAAGCAGUGCUGUUACCUUACGGAUACAUUUUACAUUUACAUUUAAGUCAUUUAGCAGACGCUCUUAUCCAGAGCGACUUACAGUUAGUGAGUGCAUACAUUUCAUACUUUUUCAUACUUUUUUCAUACAGACAGCUAACGUGUUUAAGUCUGUCAGUGUAAAGGCCCUGUGUGUUUACUAGAGUGUGUGUGUGUGUGUGUGUGUGUGUGCCUCUCUCUCUUGGCCACCCAGCUUGUUCCCUCGCUCACAUUCCAUCUGAGCCAGUAGCAGCCAGUCACAGGGUCAGGAAACAGCCUGCAUUAAACAUUAAUGCUGACACUAUUGAGGCAGUACUUUAUGCAAACAUGAAGUACCAGCUGUUAUAGUUCAGCUGGUGUAACUUGUGGCUGUGGUUAGGCUGUAGCGCCAUACUAUCCCCCCCAUUGGGAGUCCCCUAGCUGGGGGCAAUCCUGCUCCAUCUCUUCUCCCUUUUGACUGGGUCAUUGAUCACUACCACCCUAAAGGGCCAGGGGGGGAGGUGGGGGGGGGGGGGGUGAUGUCCAACUGACAUAAAACAUAGUCAGCCCCGCUCGGUUAUAAAAGGAAAGAAGAAGUAUAUUCUUGAGGGGUGUUUUAUUUUUCUGGCCUUUUUUCACUACCUAAGUAGGCCCCGCUAGGAGAGGGAUGGAUAAAUUGUAUGAGUAUGAAAAAUGCAUAGGCUACAUUUUUUGUUGUAGGACAACGAUAAUGUUGCCACAUGACAUUAUGCACUUAAUCUUAUCAGUUACUUUCCCUUGGACUUCAACUACAUUCCAUGUAGACUGUAUAGUUUGCUUUGAAGGCCUAAAAGCACAACAUUUUUCAAAUUCAGCGGUCACAGUGUACCUCUCUACCUCUACAUUCUCAUUUCAACUUCCAUCCAGACUUUUAUACAGAACACAAAUGAAUAAUUCCAACAUACUGUAGGAGACUGUACGUGUUCUGUAGGAGACUUUACAUGUUCUGUAGGAGACUUUACAUGUUCUGUAGGAUACUUUACAUGUUCUGUAGGAAACUUUCCAUGUUCUGUAGGAGACUUUACAUGUUCUGUAGGAUACUUUCCAUGUUCUGUAGGAUACUUUACAUGUUCUGUAGGAUACUUUACAUGUUCUGUAGGAUACUUUCCAUGUUCUGUAGGAGACUUUCCAUGUUCUGUAGGAGACUUUACAUGUUCUGUAGGAUACUUUCCAUGUUCUGUAGGAGACUUUCCAUGUUCUGUAGGAGACUUUACAUGUUCUGUAGGAUACUUUCCAUGUUCUGUAGGAGACAAUCCAUGUUCUGUAGGAGACUUUACAUGUUCUGGAUGAAACUUUACAUGUUCUGUAGGAGACUUUACAUGUUCUGUAGGAGACUUUACAUGUUCUGUAGGAUACUUUCCAUGUUCUGUAGGAGACUUGACAUGUUCUGUAGGAGACUUGACAUGUUCUGUAGGAGACUUUCCAUGUUCUGUAGGAGACUUUCCAUGUUCUGUAGUAAACUGUACAUGUUCUGUAGGAGACUUUCCAUGUUCUGUAGGAGACUUUCCAUGUUCUGUAGGAGACUUUACAUGUUCUGUAGGAGACAAUCCAUAUUCUGUAGGAGACUUUCCAUGUUCUGUAGGUGACUGUACAUGUUCUGUAGGAGACUUUCCAUGUUCUGUAGGAGACUUUCCAUGUUCUGUAGGAUACUUUCCAUGUUCUGUAGGAAACUUUCCAUGUUCUGUAGGAGACUUUCCAUGUUCUGUAGAAGACUUUACAUGUUCUGUAGGAGACUUUACAUAUUCUGUAGAAGACUUUACAUGUUCUGUAGGAGACUUUACAUGUUCUGUAGGAGACUUUCCAUGUUCUGUAGGAGACUUUCCAUGUUCUGUAGGAGACUUUACAUGUUCUGUGGGAGACUUUACAUGUUCUGUAGGAGACUUUACAUGUUCUGUAGGAGACUUUCCAUGUUCUGUAGGAGACUUACCAUGUUCUGUAGGAGACAUUACAUGUUCUGUAGGAGACUUUACAUGUUCUGUAGGAGACUUUACAUGUUCUGUAGGAGACUUUACAUGUUCUGUAGGAGACUUUACAUGUUCUGUAGGAGACUUUACAUGUUCUGUAGGAGACUUUACAUGUUCUGUAGGAGACUUUCCAUGUUCUGUAGGAGACAUUUUCCAUGUUCUGUGGGAGACUUUACAUGUUCUGUAGGAGACUUUACAUGUUCUGUAGGAGACUUUACAUGUUCUGUAGGAGACUUUAGCCAGAAAGAGGUGGAGGGGAGGAAAUGUAGGAGGAGAAGAAGCGCCUAGGAAAACAGAGAGGGUGGAGAGAGAGAGCCAUGAAUAUGCAUACGAUUAACCAUCCAUGGAGAAUAUGCAAAAAUAUAUGCUUUGAUUCAAUUCAUCAUCCCAAUUUCAGAGGCUGGCAUUAGUUAAUCAAGAUCAUUUAGCAUUGGUGGAGACAGAAGGUGCUGUCUUUAUCUGUCAACCUAUGGUGUGUGUGUGUGGGGGGGGGGGGGGUGUAUGUGUGUGUGUGUGUGUGUGUGUGCAUGUGUGUGCGUGCAUGCAUGCCUAUAUACAGAUAUGUGUGUGUGUGUGUUGCCCGCGUGUGUGCGUCCACACUUAUUUGUGUGCGCUUUCAUGCGUGUGUGUGUGUGUGAGCCUCUCUGGCCAAAUGAAUGUGGACAAGGCUGUGCUGUGAUCAAUGAGCGAGAGCUUAGUGGGAGAACCAGGUUAAAUGUAAUGUGAUAAAUGCCUCCAUCUGUCUGCCUGAUCACAGAGCCCAGCCAACCCCAUCCUGUAGGGACUCCUGACAGCCAGUUAGAGACUAGAGAUACAGGGAGCUGGAUUGGACCACAUUGGGGAGUGUGGGAGGGAGGGGACUGUGUGUGUGUGUGUGUGUGUGUGUGUGUGUGUGUGUGUGUGUGUGUGUGUGUGUGUGUGUGUGUGUGUGUGUGUGUGUGUGUGUGUGUGUGUGUGUGUGUGUGUGUGUGUGUGUGUGUGUGUGUGUGUGUGUGUGUGUGUGUGUGUGUGUGUGUGUGUGUGUGUGUGUGUGUGUGUGUGUGUGCAUAUGUGCAUGGGUUGGCAAGAAAUAGCAAUUGGAUGAUUGUCAAUAUGUAUUCUUCAUAUAUAACACUGUAUCUAUUUAUGUUCUGGAGAGACUGAGAAACAGAAAAACUCUGCAAUUUACACAACUAUGAAUCUGAAUUUAUCUCAUCUUCUGUAAGAAAUCAGGUCUGAGAAGGCUGAGAUCCUUCUCCACAGGUAAUGCGAUGCGUGUGGUGUCCGCCAUCGGCAGGGCCCUGUCUGGGUUCCACAGCCUGGCGACUGGGAGGAUUGACCCAGCCGAGACAGGCCUACAGUUCCUCCAUGCUGGAGCUUCUGCUCUACAGGUAAACAGAGACAUAAACAAAUAAAUGCACUAACCACCAGCCUGGUAGCUACAUCUGUUUGUGCUGUAGUUAACUUGUGUUAUACUGUAGUAAACGUGUGUUAUACAACAGUUGGUGCGAUUAUUCGCAAAUGGAAGAAACACAAAAGAACUGUCAAUCUCCCUCGGCAUGGGGCUCUAUGCAAGAUCUCACCUUGUGGAGUUGCAAUGAUCAUUACUACACGGGAGGAUCUUGUCAAUGAUCUCAAGGCAGCUGGGACCAUAGUCACCAAGAAAACAAUUGGUAACACACUACGCCGUGAAGGACUGAAAUCCUGCAGCGCCCGCAAGGUCCCCCUGCUCAAGAAAGCACAUAUACAGGCCCGUCUGAAGUUUGCCAAUGAACAUCUGAAUGAUUCAGAGGAGAACUGGGUGAAAGUGUUGUGGUCAGAUGAGACCAAAAUCGAGCUCUUUGUCAUCAACUCAACUCGCCGUGUUUGGAGGAGGAGGAAUGCUGCCUAUGACCCCAAGAACAUCAUCCCCACAAUCAAACAUGGAGGUGGAAACAUUAUGCUUUGGGACAGGACAACUUCACCGCAUCAAAGGGACGAUGGACGGGGCCAUGUACCAUCAAAUCUUGGGUAAGAACCUCCUUCCCUCAGCCAGGGCAUUGAAAAUGGGUCGUGGAUGGGUAUUCCAGCAUGACAAUGACCCAAAACACAUGGCCAAGGCAACAAAGGAGUGGCUCAAGAAGAAGCACAUUAAGGUCCUGGAGUGGCCUAGCCAGUCUCCAGACCUUAAUCUCAUAGAAAAUCUGUGGAGGGAGCUGAAGGUUCGAGUUGCCAAACGUCAGCCUCAAAACCUUAAUGACUUGGAGAAGAUCUGCAAAGAGGAGUGGGACAAAAUCCCUCCUGAGAUGUGUGCAAACCUGGUAGGCCAACUACAAGAAACGUCUGACCUCUGUGAUUGCCAACAAGGGUUUUGCCACCAAGUACUAAGUAAUGUUUUGCAGAGGGGUCAAAUACGUAUUUCCCUCAAUCAAUUUAUAACAUUUUUGACAUGCAUUUUUCUGGAUUUUGUUGUUGUUAUUCUGUCUCUCACUGUUCAAAUAAACCUACCAUUACAAUUGUAGACUGAUCAUGUCUUUGUCAGUGGGCAAACGUACAAAAUCAGCAGGGGAUCAAAUACUUUUUUCCCUCACUGUAUACUGUAGUUAACUUGUAUUAUACUGUAGUUAACUUGUAUUAUACUGUAGUUAACUUGUAUUAUAAUGUAGUUAACGUGUGUUAUACUGUAGUUAACGUGUGUUAUACUGUAGUUAACUUGUAUUAUACUGUAGUUAACUUGUAUUAUACUGUAGUUAACUUGUAUUAUAAUGUAGUUAACGUGUGUUAUACUGUAGUUAACGUGUGUUAUACUGUAGUUAACGUGUGUUAUACUGUAGUUAACGUGUGUUAUACUGUAGUUAACGUGUGUUAUACUGUAGUUAACUUGUGUUAUACUGUAGUUAACGUGUGUUAUACUGUAGUUAACGUGUGUUAUAAUGUAGUUAACUUGUGUUAUACUGUAUUUAACGUGUGUUAUACUGUAGUUAACGUGUGUUAUACUGUAGUUAAAUUGUGUUAUACUGUAGUUAACGUGUGUUAUACUGUAGUUAACGUGUGUUAUACUGUAGUUAACGUGUGUUAUAAUGUAGUUAACGUGUGUUAUACCGUAGUUAACGUGUGUUAUACUGUAGUUAACGUGUGUUAUACUGUAGUUAACGUGUGUUAUAAUGUAGUUAACGUGUGUUAUACUGUAGUUAACGUGUGUUAUACUGUAGUUAACGUGUGUUAUACUGUAGUUAACGUGUGUUAUACUGUAGUUAACGUGUGUUAUACUGUAGUUAACUUGUGUUAUACUGUAGUUAACGUGUGUUAUAAUGUAGUUAACGUGUGUUAUACUGUUAUUAGGGUAUGUGAGAUGACAAAUGAUGACAAUUGAUAAAAUGUACAAACAAACAACUAAAAUCUAGGUACCCAGCUUUUUGUCAGUACAUUUCUUUUCAUUAUAGUCACACUGAGAACCUAAGAGUUUGUCUGUUUCAUGUGAUUUGAUAUUUAACCACACACAGAGACAGAUAACUGAGGGCUAAGGAUCUCUUGGAAACAUCUUAGAGUGGAACAUUCAUGUUAGCAUCUGUGUCUUUUGUCUAAUAUUCAACACUGAUCCAUUUAAUAGGAGCUUACAUUCUAUAUAAUAAUUAAAGUAUUAGUUAUCAUCAGUAACAUCAAGAACUUUCUCCAGGAAUUUCCUUCUUUGUUUUAUGAAAGAUGAAGCCAUCAGCGAAGAGAGAGAGGGAGAGAGAGAGAGAGAGAGAGAGAGAGAGAGAGAGAGAGAGGAAGAGAGAGAGAGAGAGAGAUGAGAGAGGAGAGAAGAGGAGAGGAGAGAGAGAGAGAGAGAGAGAGAGAGAGAGCCGAGCGAGAGAGCGAGUAGAUAGCGAGACCGAGAGAGAAGAGCGAGAGAGAGAUAGAGAGAAGAGCGAGAGGAUAGCUAGACUACCUAUCUCUCUCGCUCCUCUCUCUUCUCGCUCUCUCUAUCUCCUCUCUCUCUCUCUCUCUCUCUCUCUCUCUCUCUCUCUCUCUCUCUCUCUCUCUCUCUACGCUUUGGGUGUGUAUACCCCCGGCUGCUAUGGCAACAGAUUGACAGUAACAAGCUUCAUGUAAAUCCUAAUAUAAUACACGGAACAAAUUGCUACAGCAAAUAAACCUAUUAUCUCAGCGGGGGGUCCCAGCCUCAGAAAUCUGUUUAUAAAUAAAUAAAUGCAACAUUGUCAUUAUGCCACUAAAUAAUGUAGCUUAAAUAGCUGAGAGCCUCGGUGACAGAAAAUGAUGUAUUUGAAUAUGUGUUAACAUACUUUCUGAUCUCUACCAGUAGUAGGGUCAAUUAUUUUUCCCACACUUUUGCUUUUGACUUUUUGUUGUCUUCAUUUCCACAAGGCCAGAGGUGCUCCCCUGAUGCAUUAAAGUGUAAAAGGAAACAGUGUAGGGAGUGAUGUGGUUUUGACACAUUAGGCCACCUACAGCUCUGUGUGUCUUCUGCUACUUAAAAAUAUACAGUAGCCUUCUAGUGACAGACACAUCGCUUAGGGCCCUGUUCAGAUAAGUUGACCUUAAAUCCAUGUUUUAUUGACUUAAGUCCAUGUUGUCUACUUAUCUGAAGUCUGAAUGUGUGUGUGCCUAUACAGUUGCGGGCACUAAAAAGUUAGGUUGGCAUUGGCAGAACAAUUUCCACAAUGUGUGGGCAACACGGCACUCUAGCAUCUUCUAGCAAUAGUUAGACACAAAAACCAUGAAAAACCUUUUAUUGCCCACAACUGUACGUCCAUGUGUGUUUGAAUACAACAACACAGCUGUCCGGGUGUGUUGGCAAAUACACAAAUUCAUUCCAUUGUGUGCGUCUUCCCCAGAUCUGCAGUGCGGUGCAGAACCAGGACUUCAUCCUGAUAGAGGACUACUGCCUGGGUCGGAAGGCUCUGCUCUACCCGAAGAGCAUCGAGAAGCUGACGGGCUGGGACGGACAGUCCCCCUCCACCCCACCAAAGGGGCAAAACUGUACCCCACAUGGAGGAACUGGUGGGCAA
This is a messenger RNA of Coregonus sp. 'balchen', 7082 nucleotides long. Lineage: Eukaryota; Metazoa; Chordata; Actinopteri; Salmoniformes; Salmonidae. The record is from the annotation of a GenBank genome assembly.